This is a messenger RNA of Diplodia corticola, 1176 nucleotides long. Its product is annotated as gpi anchored dioxygenase. NCBI's taxonomy places the organism in Eukaryota, Fungi, Ascomycota, Dothideomycetes, Botryosphaeriales, Botryosphaeriaceae. The coding region runs from base 1 to 1176 and encodes 391 amino acids. Gene Ontology annotation, molecular function: oxidoreductase activity, acting on single donors with incorporation of molecular oxygen, incorporation of two atoms of oxygen; ferric iron binding. The transcript has 4 exons. The record is from RefSeq and is a predicted model, not a curated record.
AUGGUCAACAUCACCAAGUUCACCGGCGCUGCCGUCGCCGCUAGUCUCUUUGCCUCGGCCGCCGCUCACCCCGGCGAGCACCACGACCACCAUGCCAUCAAGCGCGAGAUCUCUGCCCGCGCUGCCCGCGCCUCCAACGCCAAGCGUGCCCUCGACAACUGCAACAAUGCUGCGAAGCACCAGGCCUUGGCCGCCCGCUCCCACGCUCGUCGUGCCCAGAUUGCCCGCGACCUCCGUGAGAAGCGCGGCAUUGCGAACAAGCCCAAGAAGUUCCGCCGUGACCUCGCUACCCUCGAGGAGUUCGAGGCCGUCAACCACAACAUGACGGGCAUCAGCGAGUACAACCAGUUCACCGACGCGCAUACCAUCUUCGGCGCCAACACCUCCUGUAUCCUGGCUCCCGAGGUCACCGACGGCCCUUACUACGUCGUCGGUGAGAUGAUCCGCAAGAACGUCAAGGAAGACCUGUACUCGGACGGUGUCGACCUGUACCUCGAGGUGCAGUACGUCGACAUUGAGACUUGCGAGCCUGUGCCCGACGUCUACGUCGACAUCUGGAACGCGAACGCCACGGGCGUGUACUCGGGCAUCUCCGUCAGCGGCAACUACGCCGCCGGUGGCUAUGACUCGACCUAUCUCCGCGGCAUCCAGGUCACUGACCAGGACGGUGUCGUCGGAUUCGAGACCAUCUUCCCCGGCCACUACGACGGCCGCGCAACGCACACUCACCUGCUCGCGCACAUGAACGUGACCGUCUUCCCCAACAACACCAUCUCGGACACGAACAACAUCACGCACAUCGGCCAGCUCUUCUGGAACGAGGAGCUGCGCACGGCGGUCGAGGCCGUCUACCCGUACACGACCAACGAGCAGGCCGUCACGUCCAACGCCGACGACAUGUGGGACAUUGUGCAGGCCGACACGUACUACGACCCCUUCCCGGAGUACCUCUACCUCGGCAGCGACGUCACCGACGGCCUGAUGGCCUGGAUCCAGAUCGGCAUCAACACGUCGGCCAACUACAUCGACGACGACUACUACUCGGUCGCCGCCUACAUCCAGGCCGACGGCGGCCACGAGAACGAGAACAGCGCCACCGGCUUCGGCGGCGGCGGCGACGGCGCCAACGGCACCAUGUCCGGCGCGGUCCCCUCGGGCACGCCUCCUUCCUCUUAG